AUGGCUUCGAAACCGACCUCGGCUGUUUUGGUCGUGUCGGCAUUUCUGACUUUGGCUUUGCUCGUGUCCGGCAAACCUAACCUCAUCCCGGAGAACGAGGCCGAUCUUGAUGACUGGAUCGUCCGAAACAUGAGGGAGUACGACAAGCGGAAGGCCGUGCUCAAUACGAGGAGUGACGUCCCCGGCACGCACUUUGACACGGAGCUUGCGGCGGCUGAGGACGCAGGGAGAGUCAUAAGGGUGAAGAAGGACGGCACUGGAGACUUUAAGACGGUGACGGACGCCGUGAAGAGCAUUCCUACGGGGAACAAGCGGCGCGUGGUGGUGUGGAUUGGUGGGGGAGAGUAUAGAGAGAAGAUUCUGGUGGAGAUGACGAAACCCUUCGUGACGUUUUAUGGGGAUAAGAAUGAUAUGCCGUCGAUCACGUACGACGGCACUGCGGCGGUGUAUGGGACGUGGAACAGUGCCACAGUGGCGGUGGAGUCCGACUAUUUCGUUGCCGUGAAUAUUGCGUUUGUGAACUCAGCUCCUAUGCCAGACGGUAUAAGGAAGGAUGCACAGGCGGUGGCAAUGAGAAUAUCAGGGGACAAGGCUGCAUUCUACAACUGCAAGUUCAUGGGAUUUCAGGACACCUUAUGUGACGAUAAGGGAAGACAUUUCUUCAAGGAUUGCUUCAUCCAAGGCACUGUUGAUUUCAUCUUUGGCAAUGGAAAAUCCCUCUACUUGAAAAGUACCCUAAACUCAGUCGCGAAUGGAGUUGGGGUGAUCACAGCACACGGUAGAUCAGAAGCGCAGGACGAUACUGGAUUUUCGUUCGUGUAUUGCACCAUAAAAGGGACAGGUGACACAUUGCUAGGUCGUGCUUGGAGGGGAAGAGCAAGAGUUGUGUUUGCCUACACAUACAUGGGGAACCUUGUCGACAGAAAAGGGUGGUCCGACUACAACGACAAUACGCGUGCCAGCACUGUGUAUUAUGGAGAGUACAAGUGUUCUGGACCGGGUUCAAGCUCCAACGAACGAGUCAAGUAUGCAAAGAUGCUGAGCGACGUAGAAGCAAGACCCUUCAUAAGCUUGACCUUCAUCCAAGGAACGAAAUGGGUUCUUCCCCCUCCCAACCUCUAG
Messenger RNA from Fragaria vesca subsp. vesca, 1122 nucleotides. Its product is annotated as pectinesterase PPME1-like. The transcript has 4 exons. Gene Ontology annotation, biological process: cell wall modification. The coding region runs from base 1 to 1122 and encodes 373 amino acids. Gene Ontology annotation, molecular function: pectinesterase activity. The record is from RefSeq and is a predicted model, not a curated record. NCBI's taxonomy places the organism in Eukaryota, Viridiplantae, Streptophyta, Magnoliopsida, Rosales, Rosaceae.